AUGUCCGGUGAAUUUAAGAAUGACCAGCGAGGCCACGGAGGUCCUAGAGGUCGCAAUGGUGGCAACGGCCACAAUAAACACCAUAACAGAGACCAUAUGGACCAUGGCUUCAAUCAGGGCUCCCGUAAUAAUUGGAACAAUAAUCCACACCAAAGAAACAACCAGUCCCAUCAGGGUAAUGGCAAUAAUACUCACACCAACAACAAAAAGGGCCGCCAUAACAAACACAGUAGGAAUGGUCCAUCAAAUGAGACCUGGAAGGAUAACAGGCCAAGCCGGAAUGGGCUUCCGAAUGAGAACUGGAAUGGUAAUGCGAAUCCCUCGUUCAGUGACAGCAAAUCCUAUGAGAACCAUCGCAACCAGCCUCAGAGCUAUGGUUUCACCCAUAGACACAAUAAGAGCCACAGCGGCUACAGUGGCUUCAGAAACAGCUCGCGGCCCAAGAGUGGGUCCGGAGACCACUACCACAAAGCACGUACGUCUGGUAAAUACAUGUGGAAUCCUCGUGAUGAUUCCGAUCACCAGAUGGCUGAGGUAGUCCAUGACCUUACUGGGCUAAGCGAUUUCGGCACUUUGGGACUAGGACGGAAUUCAUCCUUCGGAGCGAUGCCGGAAUCACCUGUUGACGUGAAGAUGGCAGAUGCUCCACCAUUACAUUUGGAAAUAACAACGUCUACAUCAUCGUGGCGGAAGCGAAAUGAAGACAUGCUAUCGCUACUUUAUGAGAAGAGACCCCAAGGCUUUAAUGGCGAUCUCACUGUUAUCAGACAUGCGCUUGACAAUAUGGACAAGGACUAUAGCUCCUUUCUGCGCGCUUCAUUGAAAGAGGAUUCAGGCGGGGACGAAUUGAAGGUCAACCUUGAGGUCUUCAGACUCCAUCUUUCAUUGUGGGUUCACUACUUUGAAAGUGAUUCUGCCGAAAUCUAUGCUCUUCAGCAUGGCUUCAGUGCCAAUUUCCUUGGCCAAGACAACCUCCAGAAGGUCCCUUUGAUCGUGGGCUGGUUUGCCUCAAAUCCUGCCUAUGCUCAACAGGCAUAUCAUGGAUUUAUCUUGCUUUGGAGCAAAUUGGGUGCCCAACGGACGCGCAAACUUGGGCUGGCAACUGUUUGCGAGCUUUUCAUCAAAUCUCUCAGUCGACCCGAACUGCAUGUUCCAAAGUGCCCCCAGGCUGUCUGCGAAGCCAUUGAUACUGUUCGAUUUCCUCCUCCAGACCCUGCACCCCUAGCUCCUGCUCCAGUCCCUCCACCAGCUCCUGCUCUUGCCCCUACUCCAGCCCCUAUGCUUAUCUCCAACCCGAUACCAUACUACGGAAAGCGGUUCAAAACGAUAGGCUCGAUUGUAAAUUCAGGUAAGUGA
Molecule: messenger RNA, 1356 nt
Organism: Exophiala bonariae
Lineage: Eukaryota; Fungi; Ascomycota; Eurotiomycetes; Chaetothyriales; Herpotrichiellaceae
Exons: 1
Coding region: 1-1356 (451 amino acids)
Source: RefSeq, a predicted model, not a curated record